Messenger RNA from Priceomyces carsonii, 2439 nucleotides. RefSeq names its product H(+)-transporting V0 sector ATPase subunit a (gene VPH1). Bases 1 to 2439 code for a protein of 812 amino acids. Gene Ontology annotation, biological process: proton transmembrane transport; vacuolar acidification. Gene Ontology annotation, molecular function: ATPase binding; proton-transporting ATPase activity, rotational mechanism. NCBI's taxonomy places the organism in Eukaryota, Fungi, Ascomycota, Pichiomycetes, Serinales, Debaryomycetaceae. The transcript has 2 exons. The record is from RefSeq and is a predicted model, not a curated record. Gene Ontology annotation, cellular component: fungal-type vacuole membrane; vacuolar proton-transporting V-type ATPase complex; vacuolar proton-transporting V-type ATPase, V0 domain.
AUGUCUGAAAAGGAAGAGGCUAUUUUCCGUUCUGCGGAAAUGUCACUAGUCCAGUUGUACGUUCCAACCGAAGUGGCACGAGGCAUUAUUUACGAGGUUGGGAAAUUGGGUAUGAUUCAAUUCAGAGACUUGAAUUCCAAAGUAAGCGAGUUUCAGAGAUCCUUUGUGAAAGAAUUAAGGAAAUUGGACAAUGUUGAAAGACAAUUUAGAUUCUUCAAAGAGAAGUUGGAUGAUAAAGGUGUUGUAUCACAACUUUUUCCUUAUGAAAAUGGUGAGAUCGUUGCUCAGUCGGAGAUAGAUGAGCUUGUUGAAAACUCUCACCUCUUAGAAAAAAGAGUGACUCAGUUGAUUGAUUCAGCAGAGCUCCUUUAUGAAAGGGAAAGAAACCUUAAGCAGUUACAAUAUUCGAUUUUAGGAAUUGAUCAGUUCUUUGAUAGUAGUGAUGCCCCUGUCUAUUCAGAUGUCAAUGAACAUGAUGCUUUAUUAUCCCAUUUGGAGUCUCAGGGAAAUGAUGCCUUGGAAGGUGCUUCGUCAUUCAUUACAGGUGUCAUUAAUCGUGACAAGAUUCUCCCGUUACAACAAAUUUUAUGGAGAGUGUUACGAGGCAAUUUAUUCUUCCACAGGCAAGAGAUUUCUGAAAGAUUGUAUGAUCUGAAAUCUAAAAAGUAUGUUGACAAAGAUUCUUUUAUUAUAUUCUCCCAUGGUGUUCUUGUCUAUCAACGUAUCAAGAAGAUCUGUGAAUCUUUGGAAGCGGAUUUAUACCACGUUGAUUCGACCUCAGAAUUGAGAACAGAACAACUAAAAGAAGUUAAUGAGAAGUUAGGUGAUAUAACAACUAUCUUGACUCAGACUGAUAAUGCAUUGAAUUUUGAACUCAUUGCCAUCUCUAAAGAUUUACAUAAAUGGUGGUCAGUCAUCGCCAGGGAAAAAGCUGUUUAUCAGACUAUGAAUCGUUGUGACUAUGAUGAUUCUCGUAAAACAUUGAUUGCUGAAGGCUGGAUCCCAACAGAUGAGGUUCAAACUUUAAAUGCUACGCUCAAGAACUCAACCAAUUCACAAUCAGUUAUUACAAUUGUGAACGUCUUGGAGACCACUAGAACACCUCCAACCUUCCACAGAACGAAUAAAUUUACAAGUGCGUUCCAAAAUAUCUGUGACGCUUAUGGUAUUGCGACUUAUCGUGAGGUCAACCCAGGUUUACCUACUGUUAUAACAUUUCCAUUUAUGUUUGCCAUUAUGUUUGGUGAUAUGGGUCAUGGAUUUCUUUUAAGUUUGGCUUCACUGUUCUUAGUUCUUAACGAAAAGAAAAUUGGUGCUAUGAAGAGAGAUGAAAUUUUUGACAUGGCAUAUACCGGUCGUUACAUUUUAUUGUUUAUGGGAAUUUUUUCUAUGUUCACUGGGUUUUUAUACAAUGAUCUUUUCUCUAAAUCAAUGACGUUAUUCAGUUCUGGUUGGGAAUGGCCAGAAAAAUUUGAAAUUGGGGAGCCUGUUAUUGCAAAGCAGGUGGGGGUUUAUGCUAUGGGUAUGGAUCCAGCCUGGCAUGGGGCCGAAAACGCUUUACUUUUCACAAACUCCUAUAAGAUGAAAUUAUCAAUCUUGAUGGGUUUCGCUCAUAUGACGUACUCACUAUUCUUUUCCUUGGUCAAUUACAUCCAUUUCCACAGUAUUAUCGACAUCGUCGGUAACUUUAUACCUGGGUUACUCUUUAUGCAAAGUAUUUUUGGAUACUUGUCAGUCUGCAUUGUUUAUAAAUGGUCCGUCAACUGGUAUGCAUUGAACCUUCAACCUCCUGCUUUAUUGGGCAUGUUGAUUUCGAUGUUCUUGUCUCCUGGAACUGUUGAUGAACAGCUUUAUCCAGGUCAGGCGCAAUUUCAAGUUUUAUUAUUACUUAUCGCAUUGAUAUGUAUUCCAUGGUUGCUCUUGUUGAAGCCGUUGUAUUUGAAAAGGCAAAUGGACAAGGAAGCACAAUAUCACCGCUUGUCUAAUGAAGAUAGUAGUGAAGAAUUGCCCGAAAAUGAAGAAGAAACCACGCAUAAUGAUGAUGAUGAAGAUCAUGAAGAACAUACCUUUGGAGAUAUUAUGAUUCACCAAGUCAUUCAUACCAUAGAAUUUUGUUUGAAUAGUGUGUCCCAUACAGCUUCUUAUUUGAGAUUGUGGGCUUUAUCUUUGGCUCAUGCUCAGUUGUCAAGUGUCUUAUGGUCGAUGACUAUCGGAACUACGUUUGGAACUACAGGGUUCUUUGGAGUUUUCAUGACUGUAGCUCUUUUCGCUUUGUGGUUCACAUUAACUGUUGUCAUUUUAGUGGUAAUGGAAGGAACUUCUGCAAUGUUACACUCCUUAAGGUUGCACUGGGUGGAAUCCAUGUCCAAAUAUUUUGAAGGAGAAGGUACUCUUUUCGAGCCUUUUGAAUUUAAAGGCUUGUUGGCGGAUAUCUUUUAA